UACCUGUUGACAGCUAAAAGUCUGUUACCGUGUCAGCGAACGGUGGUGCAUUUGGUACGUGUGAAGGAAGUGCAGUUACCAGACAGAUUACGUUGCGCGCGCUCCCUUUAAUUUUCCCGGGAAAACUGACGAAAUGUCUGAAAACGGAGUUAAAAGUACGGCUGGAUGUGUCACGCCGACGAAGAAAAGCCGAUAUAGUGAUACAAAUGGAGAUCACAAAGAUGUUGCCAAGAAGCGAGACAAUUACUUAGACUGGGAUGAGUAUUUCAUGGCAGUGGCUUUCCUCUCCGCACAACGCAGCAAAGACCCAAGCUCACAGGUUGGUGCGUGCAUUGUAAACCAGGAAAAGAAAAUUGUCGGUAUCGGCUACAACGGCAUGCCCAACAAGUGUGAUGACGACGAGCUUCCCUGGGGGAAAGAUGGGGAAUGGCUGGACCAGAAAUACCCAUAUGUCUGUCAUGCCGAAAUGAAUGCCAUCAUGAACAAGAACUCCUCUGAUGUCAAGGACUGCACGAUCUAUGUUGCUUUGUUCCCGUGCAACGAGUGCGCCAAGCUCAUCAUCCAAUCGGGCAUCAGGAAGAUUGUCUUCCUCUCUGACAAACAUCACGAGAAACCGGCCACCAUUGCCUCCAAGAAAAUGCUGGACAUGGCCAAAGUGGAAUAUGUGAAAUACAUACCGAAACAGCAUAAGAUUGAGAUUGACUUCUUCGAGAUUGAUCCAGACUGCCGUCCGGGACCAAUGAGCUCCAUCACGUCACCGUAAGGAGAGAUCACAUGAGGAGAAAGCCGGAUAGGUCAGAGUUCAGUUCUAGGUCAUGUCAAAGGUCAGAUUGUCAAGGGCAGGAAGGAAUAAUUUAAAUUGUGUAUCUUAGUGGUGUUUUCGGAUGAUUGACAGAACGAGACAAGCUGAAUUUUGAGGUCUUCCAAUACAGGCUCAUAAUUUUUGUUCCCAAAAAGUCUUUGGGUAAUUUUUUUUUCUUCAAUAUUGAU
Messenger RNA from Patiria miniata (bat star), 990 nucleotides. RefSeq names its product deoxycytidylate deaminase-like. The coding region runs from base 134 to 763 and encodes 209 amino acids. The record is from RefSeq and is a predicted model, not a curated record. Lineage: Eukaryota; Metazoa; Echinodermata; Asteroidea; Valvatida; Asterinidae. Gene Ontology annotation, molecular function: dCMP deaminase activity; zinc ion binding. Gene Ontology annotation, cellular component: cytoplasm. Gene Ontology annotation, biological process: dTMP biosynthetic process; dUMP biosynthetic process. The transcript has 5 exons.